AUGUCCAAAAUACAUAACUUAAUCUGUUAUAAGAAAAAUAAUGCACAAAAAUCGAUGUCUGCUGCUGAAGAAACAUUUGUUGGUGCUAUUGAUGAAGGCACUAGUAGUACACGUUUCUUGGUGUUUUCAUCAAAAACUCACCAGCCAAUAGCCAGUCAUCAAAUAAGUACAAAUAACAUAACUUUGCAUGAAGGAUGGGUGGAACAAGAUCCAGAGGAUAUACUUAUGAAAGUCAAAGAAACUAUAGCUGUAACAUGCGAAAAACUCAAAAUGAUGAACAUAUCACCUUCAGCUAUUGCUGCGAUAGGCGUGACAAAUCAACGAGAAACUACUUUAAUGUGGGACAAGUAUACAGGAAAACCUUUAUACAAUGCUAUAAUAUGGAUGGAUAUGAGAACACAACCAAUAGUUGAUAGAUUCAUCAACAAACGAAUUCCUAACUGCCAUACGUUAGACGAAAAAAAAAGGCAUUUACAAUUCAAAUGCGGUUUAACGAUGAAUCCAUACUUUAGUGUGUUCAAAUUAGUUUGGUUAAUGGAAAAUGUACCCGAAGUUUCAAAAGCCAUUCAAGAAGAGAGGUGUAUGUUUGGUACAAUGGAUUCAUGGCUAAUUUGGAAUCUAACAGGCGGUAUAAAUGGAGGAGUUCAUAUAACCGAUGUUACUAAUGCUUCUCGGACCAUGCUGAUGAAUAUUCACUCAUUAAGAUGGGAUAAGGCAUUGAUUGAAUUUUUUGAAAUGCCAAGCAAAUUAUUAUAUCCAGAAAUACGAAGCUGUUCGGAGGUGUACGGUCGUAUGACUGACGGACCACUAUCAGAAACACCAAUAUCUGGGUGCAUAGGUGAUCAGCAAGCUGCCCUUAUGGGCCAAAUGUGUUUUUUGGCAGGUCAAGCCAAGUGCACAUUCGGUACUGGGUGCUUUUUGUUGUACAACACUGGUCGUAAGCCAGUGAUUUCAACUCACGGCCUUUUAACUACCGUGGCUUACAAGAUGGGCAAACAAACCGAUCCCAUUUAUGCGCUUGAAGGAUCAGUGGCUGUAGCUGGAUCUGCUACAAAGUGGUUGAAAGAUAAUCUAUGUAUCGUGGAUAGUUUCAAGAACAUGGAGGUAAUGGCCGAUAGUGUUGAAGACACAAAUGGAAUUCAUUUUGUUCCUGCUUUUUCUGGACUUUAUGCACCAUAUUGGAAAAGUGACGCACGUGGAACUAUCACAGGGUUGACUAUGGAGACAACAGACGCACAUUUAAUGCGAGCAACUCUCGAAGGAAUCUGUUUCCAGACAAAAGAUGUUAUGCAAUCUAUGCAGUCAGACACUGGUCAUCCUAUUACAGCAUUGAAUGUUGAUGGCGGUAUGUCUACUAGCGAUACAUUUUUGAAGAUUCUCACAAAUGUUUGUUGUCUUCCUGUUGUGCGCCCUAAAAUGGUGGAAACUACAGCUCUAGGCGCUGCUCUGGCAGCUGGUUUUGCUGUUGGUAUAUGGAGUAUGCACAGUGUUCAAUCAAACUGUGACACUUUUAUUCAGACUUUAUCAGAAGAAGAACAAAAAUCCGAGUACAUUUUGUGGAAAAAAGCAAUAGACCGGAGUAUAGGUUGGAAUAAAGAUGAUGAAGAAAAUGAAUAUGAUGAUUUUGAUGGUUUUUAG
Messenger RNA from Macrosiphum euphorbiae (potato aphid), 1638 nucleotides. Lineage: Eukaryota; Metazoa; Arthropoda; Insecta; Hemiptera; Aphididae. The record is from the annotation of a GenBank genome assembly.